Messenger RNA from Phragmites australis (common reed), 3710 nucleotides. RefSeq names its product E3 ubiquitin ligase PARAQUAT TOLERANCE 3-like. The transcript has 15 exons. Gene Ontology annotation, cellular component: nucleus. NCBI's taxonomy places the organism in Eukaryota, Viridiplantae, Streptophyta, Magnoliopsida, Poales, Poaceae. Gene Ontology annotation, molecular function: ubiquitin protein ligase activity; nucleic acid binding; zinc ion binding. The coding region runs from base 785 to 3478 and encodes 897 amino acids. The record is from RefSeq and is a predicted model, not a curated record. Gene Ontology annotation, biological process: mRNA processing; protein ubiquitination; ubiquitin-dependent protein catabolic process.
CCGAUCCCUUUCCCCAUCCGCGUCUCCCCUCCCCCUCCCCCUCCCCACUCUCUCGACGACGGGAGGAGGCGACGCAAUCCCGGGAGCUCGAAACCCUAGUUCCCGAAUCUGAGUCGCUGAUUCACCCGGAGCCCCGCCCCGAUUCGACGCCCAUAGCCGCCGGGCUUGGGUUACACCGCUCCCCGGCUGUAUAAGCACUGGCGGCGGCUGCUGCUGCUGCUGCUGCGCUCGAGGAGGCGCCUCGUUUCGGCGGGUUCUUGGUCUCGAAGGCCUUCCCCCGGGCAGUUUGGUGGUGUCCCGCGCCCGGAUCCGCGGCGAUCUGAGAGGGGAAGGCGAUAGCGACGGCGAUCCAGCCGUGGUAGCCCCCCAAUUCGGAGGGUUUCCGGUUGGCAGAAGAGGAAAAGUUCGGGCCCUUGGCGGGGCUCGGAGCGGCGCGGCGCGGCGUGUGAUCUGGCUGCUCCGUGCGGCGAGCCGCUUGGCUUCUUCCGCGACCCUGUAGGAGAGGAGACCUGUGGCCGACGAGGCGGAGGAGAUAAAAACUGCUUGCUUGUACACUUGUUCAUGUGUUCAUUUGUUUCCUCGAUUUGUCCUGGUUCAAAGCAUCAGUUUUUCCGCUCAAUUUAAUGGCGAAGACAGUUUUUUCUUGUUUCUUGCUGGUUUCUAUCGAAUAGUCUGCUUUAUUACAGAAGAAGAGGGAAAAAAGCAACAAAAAAGGAAAAUAAAAUACAAAAAAAUAUAUAAUCAGAAGAAAAGAAAGGGGGAAAAAAAUAGAGUGAGCAGGGAAAUGGCUGUUUAUUACAAGUUCAAAAGUGCCAGAGACUAUGACUCAAUUCCGAUCGAAGGACAAUUCAUCUCGGUUGCCAACCUGAAGGAGCGGAUUUUUGAGUCCAAGCAUCUUGGCAGAGGCGCAGAUUUCGACCUCAUGAUAUCAAAUGCUCAGACUGACGAAGAGUAUGCUGAUGAGGUUACUAUGAUACCAAAGAACACAUCAAUAUUGAUUCGGCGGAUACCAGGACGGCCAAGGAGGCCUAUUGUCACAGAACCUGAAGAGACAAAAGCCGCAGAAUAUAGGGUAGAAGAAGUCAUGCCUGCUGCUAGUGCUUUUCUUGGUGAUUCAUCUAUGAAAUAUCCUGAAGAAUCUGAGUGGGAUGAUGAGUUUGGCAACGAGUUAUAUGUUUCUGAUUCCAUUCCUUCUCAAUCUGCUAGCCAGGCGGUUGAUGCUUCUGAAAAUAAAGUUGAUGAAGAUAGUAAAAUAAAAGCACUUAUUGAUACAUCUGCCCUUGACUAUAGCCAAAUCCCUGAUGGUUAUGGUGCUGGAAGAGGCUAUGGUAGGGGGAUGGGUGGAAGAAUGAUGGCUGGCCGUGGUUUUGGACGUGGGCUGGAACGCAGGACACCUCCUCCAGGUUAUGUUUGCCACAGAUGUAAAGUACCUGGUCAUUUCAUUCAACAUUGCCCAACGAAUGGUGAUACUAGAUUUGAUGUGAAAAGGAUGAAACCCCCAACUGGCAUUCCAAAAUCAAUGUUGAUGCAAACUCCAGAUGGCUCGUAUGCACUGCCAAGUGGGGCUGGUGCUGUUUUGAAGCCAAAUGAAGCUGCUUUUGAGAAGGAAAUAGAGAGCCUACCCACCACCCGCUCUGUUGGUGAUCUUCCACCAGAGCUACGCUGCCCAUUGUGCAAAGAAGUAAUGAAGGAUGCUGUUCUAACUAGUAAAUGCUGCUUUAGGAGUUUCUGUGAUAAAUGCAUCAGGGACUACAUAAUUAACAAGUCUAUAUGUGUUUGUGGUGCCACAAGUAUAUUAGCGGAUGAUCUUCUCCCCAAUAAAACUCUAAGAGAAACCAUCAGCCGAAUAUUAGAGGCACCACCAACUAGUAGCACAGAAAAUGUGGGAAGCAUGGUGCAAGUACAGGACAUGGAGUCAUCUCUACCUGUACAACCCAAGGUUAGAUCUCCUGCUGUUUCUGCUGCUUCAAAGGAAGAGACUAAAGCACCCACACCUGUAGAAGAUUCUCCAAAUGCUGAGAGCCUUAGUGGAGCAAAAGCUACAAAUGUUGACGUGAGUUCUUCAGAUAAGAAGGCCACCACAAUUCCAGAUGUUGCCGAAGGGUCUACUGAGUCUAAGAAUGCGAAAGAAGAUAAACCAGUAGAAGUGACUCAUGUUGCAAAAGGUUCUCAAGAAAAGUUGCCUGCAGGGGAACAAGCAGUAAAGAAGAAGAAAAAGAAGAAGGCACGUGCUCCGGGAAAUGCUGAGGAGCAAUGGAAAAAUUAUCAAGAUUUUGGAGCUGAAAAUUUUGCUGCGAUGCCUUUGGGUCCAACUGGGGGUUUCAACCCUUACUGGGGCGGAGGGGUGCCAUUGCCGAUGGAUUACAUGGGUGCACCGUUUCCUGGUCCCAUGCCUUACAUGGGUUACCCACCAGGUCCAUUUGACCCUUUUGGUGGGGGAGUUCUACCACAAGAUCCAUUUAUGCCCCCAGGAUAUAUGAUGCCAGGAGUUCCUAGGGACCUUUCUGAAUUAGCAGUUAACCCUAUGGGAAUAAAUAUGGGUCCACCAGUUAUGAGCAGGGAAGAAUUUGAUCCCAGGAAACCUGAGUAUAGGAGACGUGAAAUGGAUCGAUUCAACGAAAGGGAGAGGGAGCGCGACCGUUCCUGGGAGAGGGAGAGGGAGAGGGAGAGGGAGAAGGAGAGGGAGAGGGAAAGGGAAAGGCAGUGUGAUCGCUCCCGGGAGAGGGAGAGAGGCCGGGACCGGGAUCAUGAGCGGGAGCGAGAGAGGGACAGGGACUCUCAAAGAGAAGUAAGAGAAUCAUCAGGAGCAAAUAACGAUAAUACUUCGAUGAGGCGGAAGGCUAGGUCAAGGUCCCUGCCGGACAGGUCGGAGCACGCGCCGCCACCGUCGUCGAGCCCCGACCGGCACUCGCGCCGCUCCCCGCACCGCUCGUCCAGCUCCGGCAAGAAGCGCUCCUCCGACCGCUACGACGACCUCCCGCUCCCGCCUCCCCCGCCGCCGCCCCCGUCGCGGCACGAGCCCGAGCCCGCGAAGGCGCCGCCGGCGGAUGCGGCCGACCCGCGGGGGUCCAAGUCCAAGGCGAGCGUCUUCUCCCGCAUCAGCUUCCCCGGCGACGGCGACCCCUCUGACGCCAAGCGCAGCCGCAGGGCCUCCUCCGACAAGCCCCCUGCGCACUCCUCUUCCUCCAAGAAAAGCGCCGCCGCAGCGGCCGAGGACAGCGACGCCCGCCACCGCCGCGGCCACCAGAACCACCGGGAGGCUGCCGCGAAGUCCGCGGCGGCGGAGGAGAAGCGGAGGCCCGUUGCCCCGAGCGAGUUAUAUGGCGAGGAGGAGGAGAGCGAGGAGGAGGAGGAGCAGCACUUCAAGAGGCGCCCGUCCUCCUCCCGGCGCGAGCGCGAGCGGGAGAAGGAGGCGCACGAGGAGCCGCGGCACUCGCGGCGGUCGAGGGACCACGGCGGCGGCCACAAGCGCCGGUGAGGGAAGAAGCCACCUACCUGCUGCAGUGCUGCCACUUCCCCUGCAGCGCUGAGCGUCGUCGAUGAUAAAGCUAGAGACUUUUGGGAGGUCGCCGGAAGCGCGCCUCCGAGAGCUGAGUAGGCCUGGACCUGGGUCUUGUACAUUUCCUCAUGGGAAUAUAUUGUUUUGCUAUAAGCGAAUCGAAUCAAAUCAAAUCAAAUUGGGAUUAUAAUAAGUUUGAUUUGUUAGAUCA